Molecule: messenger RNA, 2076 nt
Organism: Ylistrum balloti
Lineage: Eukaryota; Metazoa; Mollusca; Bivalvia; Pectinida; Pectinidae
Product: centromere protein T-like
Exons: 11
Coding region: 1-2076 (691 amino acids)
Biological process (GO): mitotic cell cycle; kinetochore assembly; chromosome segregation
Cellular component (GO): kinetochore
Molecular function (GO): protein heterodimerization activity; DNA binding
Source: RefSeq, a predicted model, not a curated record
AUGGAGGAAACUCCUAAAUCACUGAUUGAAGGUUUCAUUCAGACAGCUCAAACCCAUCACACUGAAGCCCCAAUAAGAAGGAAGCAUGUUCUCACUCGUACACCAGAGAAGUUGCUAUCUCCCGGUGUUGACACUCGGUCUGCUACAAAGCGGAAGCGCUUAGAUCUGCCAGACAAAACACCUCGCUCUAUGAUUGAAACAUAUGUGACAAAUGCAAACACUGAGCUUUUGUCAACUAGGAGGGCAAGGACGAGGCGCCGGCGAUCUGUGCCUUCAGUCCCAGUCAAUGAAACAGCUGAAAACUUCACACCUAGAACCAAUAUUGCCAUGCUUGUAGAACAAGGUGAGGAGGAGACACCUUAUGUACGUCCACGAACCCGUCGAUCCAGUCGAAGAUCAUUACCCGCCCUUCCAGACAAUGACUCUAUCAAGCUCCUUCCUAUGUCUCCUAGCAUGGAUGAAAAAGACAGUGGGAUGAAUUCAACUCGUCGCCGUUCACGACACUCUAAUACUGGUUCAGUACAAACUAACACUACAGCUGAAAGUGCCAGGAAGAAAUUGAAGCGGAGAUCUGCUACAAGAUCUUUGGCUGACCCAGUUUUGAAGGACAUCAGUGAUUCUAUACAUCUGCUGCCUGACCUGAGUUCUGGUGAUGAAGCUUCAGGGAAUGAUGACAGGAGGUCACCUAUAAGAAAAAGUCAGCGAUCAAAACUUCCCUCUGAAUCCAAAACAUUUGGCUUCAAGGAGGCUUUAUCAGCUUAUAAAAAGACAGAAGAGGAACCAUAUAACACUGACACAGGUGGUAACCUAAGUGAAGAAGUUCUUGCACCCUCAUCACUAGAAAAAUUAUCAACAAAUUCAUCACCUGAGAGAAUAUCAGAAAGUCAGGAGGUGGAAGACUCUCCCAUUAAAACAGCAACAGGUAACAGAAGUCAUGAUUCUUCCAUGGAUAUAUUUGAAACCCAUGACGACAACUUGGAAGAGGGAAGAAUCAUGCCAGUGAACUCGCCAUUGGAACCCCUGCUCUCCUCUCAUUCAGAGGAUGGAGUUGAUGCUGAUGACGAGAGGGAGGACAAGACGGAAAGUGACGACAAGAGCAAUGAAGAGGAGAGAAAUCACACCACAAACAUCACUGGGAAUGCAGUAGAGAUUGCUGGAUCUGAUCGUAAUCAGGCCAAACCAUCCACACCAGAGAUGAUAAUGUCUGUAAAACCAAAUGAUAGCAAUGUACACGAGAAUGGCAAUUCUAUAUUUGACAAGUCCACCAGCUUAGUAGGCGUAGAUGAUCAGGAUGUUACAAACACCAAAGGAAACACACAAAUGACUGGUGAAAAUAAGACUGGGGAGGAUGGGCAGGAUGGGGAAGAGGAAGUUGGUGUCCACCAUGUGGAGGAAGUAGAGGAAGUCAUAGACCAGGUAGAUACUGGGGCAGAUUUUGUGUUAGAUGAAGAAAGUCCACAUGUUGAGGAGGAUGAGUCUGUUGAUAAAGAUGUUGAUGUUGACACUGAGUCUGAGGAGGAAGCAGAGGAGAUAACAGAGGACGUGACUGAAAACUACAGACUAGCAAAGACCCCUCACCUGUCCACACCUCAAGAUGGUCAACGUCCAACCAUCCAGCCACUGACAGACAUUCUGAAAAAUAGAAACUCUGCCGUUCCUCUUCGGUCAGUUAACGAUGUGCUCAGGGAUGGUGGAAGCCACACAACACCGUAUGUGAAGACAACACAAAGGAAACCAAGAGCAAAAGCUAAACUAACUGCACCUUUACCAGUGUCCGUCAUUAAAAAAGUCUUCAGCCAUUACUGCAAGAUGAAAGUGUCAUCUGACAUCCUUCCAGAACUCAUCAAUGUGACAGAAAAGUUCUUCAAACAAGUACCAGCUGAUCUUGAAGCUUUUUGUCAUCAUGCUGGUAGAAAGACGAUUAAUGACUCUGAUGUGGAACUCCUUAUGAAAAGACAGCGCCUGAUCAAGGACAACAAUUCAUUGAAUGUGUUGAUUGAAGAAAAUCUGCCAUUGGAAUACAGACUGCAAUUAAUUCCCAUAGCCAGGUCCGGCAACAUCGUCUACCCUAAAUAG